Messenger RNA from Pipistrellus kuhlii (Kuhl's pipistrelle), 1432 nucleotides. Its product is annotated as ADP-ribosylation factor 1-like. The transcript is spliced from 3 exons. Gene Ontology annotation, molecular function: GTP binding; GTPase activity. Gene Ontology annotation, cellular component: plasma membrane; cytoplasm. The record is from RefSeq and is a predicted model, not a curated record. NCBI's taxonomy places the organism in Eukaryota, Metazoa, Chordata, Mammalia, Chiroptera, Vespertilionidae. Gene Ontology annotation, biological process: vesicle-mediated transport; intracellular protein transport. Bases 594 to 1133 code for a protein of 179 amino acids.
CCCGGGGAGCGGCAGAGGGGACCGCGCCGGGGCCUGGAGCCCGCGGGCAGGGAGGCUGCUGCGCGCGGCCCGGCCGGCAGGGGGCGUGGGACCCGGAAACCCCAGGCUUGUCUUCGCCUGCAGACGGAAGCUGCCGCAGGCCCGGCCCUGCAGACCUGGCCUCGCCCCGAGCCUCCGGGGCCUCUCCCCGCCGCUCACAGGCCCUCCUGGCUUCACGCUCAGGGUCCUCGGGGGAGGGCAGCCUCUUCCUGGAGCCCCACCCAGACGUCCUCCAGGAGGAGGCAUCCUCCUCGGACCCUAGCACCCCAUCUCCGGCUCCCGGAGGGGACUGGUCUGGCAGCGGAACACCCCCUCGCGCUCAGAGUCUUGUGGAGGCCGAGCUCCAUCCAGGUCCGGCUCCGGGCCCUCCGGCCGCAGCAGCGACCCGCCCGCACCGAGCGAGAUUGAAAGUCUGGGAGCCAUCUCAUUUUUGGGGAUUCGCAACGAUGAAAACAUUUUGUAACUGCCUCUCAGAUGAUACACAUCGUACUGCGUUCUAGUAAACUAGUUAAACAAGUGAUGACCUUACAAAUCAGCUAUUCAGAUAAUAUAGCAUGGGAAACAUCUUUGCAAACCUCUUCAAGGGCCUUUUUGGCAAUAAAGAAAUGGUCCUUCUCAUGGUGGGACUGGACGCUGCUGGGAAGACCACUCUCCUAUACAAACUGAAGCUGGGCAAGGUCCUGACCACCACUCCCACGAUAGGUUUCAACCUGGAGACUGUGGAGUAUAAGAACAUCAACUUCGUCGUGUGGGACUUACACAGCCAGGACAAGAGCCGGUUUAUGUGGAACUACUACUGCCCAGGCAAACAUGGUCUCAUCUUUGUGGUUGACAGCACUGACCAAGAACGCAUGGAUGAGGCCAGACAGGAGAUGAUGCGGAUGAUGACUGAGAUGAAAGAUGUUGUCCUGCUCGUGCUUGCAAACAAGCAGGACCUCCCCAAUGCCAUGGACGCAGCUGAGAUCACAGACAAGCUGGGCCUGCACUCUCUGCAUGACAGGACCUGGUACCUUCAAGCCACCUCUGCCAUCACUGGGGCUGGGCUCUAUGAGGGACUGGACUGGCUGGCCAAUCAAUUCCAGAACCGGAGCUGAGCCGCACUCCUCUCUGCCACCUGCUCCCUCCUUCACCCUUGCCUUCAUGUCCACGUGGCAGAUGUACCUCUGUGGUGUGAGUGCCAGAAGCUGUCCCCAUGGUUGGUCUCGGUGUGCUUCAUCGUGCUGUGCAUGUGCAGGUGCAGCCUGCAACCUGGUUUUUAUUUAAAUGACUCUUGUUUCCAAUGAGGCAGUUUCUGGUACUCACAUGUGUUAUGCAACAGAGGCAGCCAAUCAGCCGAUCCAUGUUUUUCUUUCUCUCUCCAAAAAUCAAUAAAAACACAUAUUUAUAAAUUGGA